Molecule: messenger RNA, 1112 nt
Organism: Ruditapes philippinarum (Manila clam)
Lineage: Eukaryota; Metazoa; Mollusca; Bivalvia; Venerida; Veneridae
Exons: 3
Coding region: 227-622 (131 amino acids)
Source: RefSeq, a predicted model, not a curated record
AUGGUUUUGAAAACUUUCGUCCGAAGUACCGAAUUGACACAUCACAACUUUUUGAAUUACAAGACAACAAAAAAAGCCGAAGUAUUGAAUUCUGAUUGAAAACGGAAGCGUAGACUGGUUACCUGCGCACUUAUGUGGGAACCAUAUUAGGACUGGGAACCAGAAUAAACAGAAGCAGUGUAUAAAUACCAAAUGACAAUUUUACAACGGAAAAUGUCAAAUAAAAAUGAACGAUUAUUUUAUAAUAUAUCACGAAAUCUACAAAAUGCAGUGUAAGAGAAGAUAUACCCACUUAGUUGUCAUUAUAUUAGCUUAUGGUUUUCUCAUCCUAACUGCCAGAUGGGCAUUCUUCACAGAGAUGUGGACAGUUAUGGGUUCAGAGCCUGAAGUUGACGGCGAUCAUGCGCAUGCGCUCGAUAUUGAUUUUGCCGUUCCUAUACGGUCACAGAGACAUGUCAAAGACAGCGAUACGAUUGCUCAUAAUUCAAAACUCGUGCCAGCAAAACAUAUGCCAUUUAACAUGCCGAAAGUUGCUCGAGUUCUCAAAAGUGACCAUAUAUCCAGAAUCAACAAACGACACCAGCUUUUACAGAAUAUCUUUACAAAUUUUCUACAUCCUUGAGAAGUGAUAGAAAAGCUAAAUGUCUGAAGUUAAAUAUUUGAAUGUCUAGUAGAUGUUGAUUCAGAACCUUUCGGUGUUUUUGAAGAAAAGAAAGCAAUGGAGCCAAUUCAUUAUCACGACGUUAUAUGAAGCAAAGUUAUCUUGAACAAGUUGUUGUCUAGAGGAGAACCGUACUUCCGUAGAGCUUAUUAUUGUGUCGGCUACACCAAGUUAUGAUUGCUACACCAAGUUGUGUUGGAGAGAAGAGAUACAUUAUACGUAUGUGUGAUAUGUUAUUACGUAUCAGACUUGUACGUCAUGUCAAGUGAACUGAAAUCAAUUCAAGUCGAUUCAUAAAAAGCUUUGAACGAAUGCGACUCAAAAUACCAACUAGGUAGACGAUCUUUAGGUGUUUGAUUUUUAAACCCUUUCAGGACUGAGCUACUGGGCUUUUCAGAUUUUCUUUUAUAAAUGCAAAAUACAACAUUGCUGAUUAUAAAUAAUAAAUUCA